AUGGUGCCGCUACCGGCCCUGCCACGAAUGUUGCUGGCUGAAGGGUUUCAGCGGAUGCUUGAGGGACAAUCACCGCAGCGGGAUCUUCGUGCGCUUUUUGAGGAGGCAGAGAUGGAAGCGCAUCGGCUGCUGCUGGACAUGGACCUUGCAUGGAGAAGGCAACAACCCGAAUCCCAUCUCUAUGCGGCUAUAAGGCAUGAUCCAUUGUCACGACUUCUCGCGUAUGAGCUCUAUGCCAUCUGUGGUUACUAUGUGCAGUUGAUGAGUAUAAGCGGUAGCCCAGAGGUGGGAGCUGCGGCUCUGUUACGCACCCUUAUUGCGAGUGACGUACGUACGGAUCAUCUUUUGCAGCAUACGACGCUGCGGUUUGAGGCCCUUCCUCGAGACGUUGUGACUGGUGAAAGACUUCACCCAUGUGAAGCACCUGUGGAGGCUUUUGUGAAGGAAUGUUUGUUGCUGGAGCGAGAUGCAUUUGGUCGGUUUCGCUUUGACCCUCGAGGAGAUAAUCGGCUCCUCAUGCAUUGUCUCAAGCUGGAUGACAUAGUUAAGACGCCCAAAUCUUUCUCUGUGGUGUUGGAUCCCCUGGUGCGACGGUACGGAAACUUCGAUCUUGACCGAGCUGUCGUGUAUCAGGGACGAUGGAUGCAGCACAGGCUGGCAUGCAGGGAGGAGGAACAUCGUGUAGAUGAGCGGCUACCCCUUCUAGAGACAGUGGGAGUCAAAAAUAGUACAGGUGAAGCUGACACUUCUGGGUUCAAUGAGGACCUCACUUUUAUUGUGCGAUACAACGAUCCGAUUUGUCGCCGGCACAAGGAGACAUCACUGGAGAAAGAGGCUGACAAGUGUCAUGUUGAAGUCUUUGAACUGGCAGUAGAGGAUACAGCCCGCACAUUCUGGGAAAAAUGGUUCUUAGAUCGUUAA
This is a messenger RNA of Trypanosoma brucei brucei TREU927, 921 nucleotides long. RefSeq lists its product as hypothetical. Lineage: Eukaryota; Euglenozoa; Kinetoplastea; Trypanosomatida; Trypanosomatidae. The transcript has a single exon. The record is from RefSeq and is a predicted model, not a curated record. Bases 1 to 921 code for a protein of 306 amino acids.